UGCAUUGUGAAAUGUGAAAAGACUGGAUGUGCUGGAGAAAUAUGCUUACAACAUUGCAAAUACUCUUUAGAUGGCUCUUUAUUAAAUAGCCAAAAAGAGCCUCUAUACAUGCAAUUGAAUCAAAGGGAUUGUCCAACUGAUUGCAAGUACCAUUGCAUGGUUCAAAGAGAGAAAAAAAGAUCUUCACUUGGAUUUGGACCUGUCAAAUAUUAUGGUAAAUGGCCAUUAAAAAGAGUAUUUGGACUUCAGGAGCCUCUCUCUGUUGCCUUCUCAGCACUAAACCUUGCAAAGAAUGUCCAAGGAUGUUUGUCAUUUUUCAACCUAGAUAAGAAGACAUCUUAUAAUUAUGCUGCUUUGUGGCAUAUUUAUGGCUUCUUGUCUGUGAAUUCAUGUGUUUGGAGUGUUGUCUUCCAUAGCAGAGGCAUGGAAAUUACAGAAAAGCUAGAUUGCACAUCUGCUGUGGCAUUACUUGGAUUCUCACUAAUUAUAUCAAUACUAAGAAGUUUCAACAUAAAGAAUGAGGCUGCAAGAGUACUGGCUUCUUCUCCACUCUUUGCCUUUACAAUUACUCAUAUUUUGUACCUCAACAACUAUCAAAUGGACCAUGGAUGGAACACAAAAGUUUGUGUCACAAUGGGUGUUGCUCAACUUCUCAUUUGGGCAAUUUGGGCUGGAAUUAGUCAACAUCCAUCCAAAAGCAAAAUAUGGAUUGUUGUUUUUGGGAGUGGAGUUGCUAUGUUCUUAGAGAAUUGUGACUUUCCUCCAUAUGCAGGACUCAUAGAUGCACAUGCACUUUGGCAUGCCACAACAAUUCCUCUUACUUGUAUUUGGUGGAGUUUUAUCCAAGAUGAUGCAAAGUACCAAACAUUUGACCUUAAUAAGAAAGAAAAAUAGUGUUUUUCAAUGAGUGGUGGAACUAGAAGGUAACUUA
This is a messenger RNA of Solanum stenotomum, 931 nucleotides long. RefSeq lists its product as uncharacterized. The record is from RefSeq and is a predicted model, not a curated record. Gene Ontology annotation, molecular function: hydrolase activity, acting on ester bonds. The coding region runs from base 109 to 894 and encodes 261 amino acids. NCBI's taxonomy places the organism in Eukaryota, Viridiplantae, Streptophyta, Magnoliopsida, Solanales, Solanaceae. Gene Ontology annotation, cellular component: endoplasmic reticulum membrane. Gene Ontology annotation, biological process: GPI anchor biosynthetic process. The transcript is spliced from 4 exons.